Molecule: messenger RNA, 1758 nt
Organism: Plasmodium knowlesi strain H
Lineage: Eukaryota; Apicomplexa; Aconoidasida; Haemosporida; Plasmodiidae
Product: conserved protein, unknown function
Exons: 1
Coding region: 1-1758 (585 amino acids)
Source: RefSeq, a predicted model, not a curated record
AUGGUAAGGGGCUUUGUAGUCAUCUUGUUCUUGGUUCUCCUUUGCGCACAGAAUUUCCAGGCCAAGUCCACAAAGAAAUAUGAAUACAUUAACCUCCUGUCCAGUAACGACUACACGGACAAAAUAAGAGAACUGAAGAAAUAUAGCAUACAAGAUAAAAAUGCGCCAAUUAAAAAUAAAUAUGUUUUCUCCUGUUAUGGAAGUUCAGGAUACCAUAAAAGAAAAUUUCUGGAAAAUUUAUUCAACAUAUCGGCUGAAAGAAACAAUUUGAUUAACUUAGGAUUUAAACAGAAAAUUGACGUGUGGUUUGGGAAGGACCAAAAUAACAACUUGAACGUGGUGUUGGAUGUGGACUUGUUACAGAACAAGGAAUUUUACGAGGAUACUGUUACCACCAUAUAUGAUUUUGGAAAAUUAAUCAAUUUCAUUGUUGAGUCGACCAAUAGCGUCAUUGUGCCAUUGGCUAGUGAGGACAUACACUACAGCCAAGUCCACAACAGUGGGAAGCAGGAGAAGGCCACGGAAAAGAAAAACGAUUAUGUAAAGGAUAGGACACAAGAAGAACAACAGAAAAAAAUAGUUACCUUUGCUUUACCAAAGAAGGUGGAAAUAUUUUUAAAGCAACUGAAUGAGAAGGGAAAAAAUGUACAUGUCUAUUUUGUGUUAAUAAAUGGAGAAUCGAGUUGGAGGAAAAAAAAAAUAAACUUGGAAAAAGAUAUAUCGUAUGAACAUUUCACCAAGGAGUUAAAAGAAAGAUAUCCUAAUUUGAAGAAUAUUCACUUAAUGAAGCAAAACAAAGUUGGCAUUUCCCUUUUGCAAAAAAACAACAUAAAUAAGUACACCUUCUUCGUGAAUAAACUAACAAAUCUGAUAAAAGACAUGAGAAAUUUUGAAAAUUUCUGCGCCUUCAACGAGAAGUGUGUGUACAAUAUUUACGUAAUUGAAGAGUCAUACAACAAGACGCUAAAAUAUUUUGAUGAAAUAAUUAACGAGUACGAAAAGGAAAUAACUCAGGGCAAGGUUAUUCAAAAUUAUGGUAAGAUUUCUUCCGACUUGAUAAAAAAUUUGCUUUUCUUUUUUCACAUGUUAACUUUUGAACAAACGGGCACCAAAUUUAAAGACACUAUUUUCGAAAAAUUGCAGCAGCGAUUUUUAUCAUUAAUACGUAAACAAAUAGUUAAGCAGAUCGUCCUGAUUGAAAAAGAAAUUAUAAAAAAAGGGAAAGAUGCCAUUUUAAAUGAACAACUUGGUAAGAGGGACAAGGAUAUACUCGGGAGAAAAGACGACAAAAUUGAAGAAUUAAAAAAAUCGCUAGUUAAGACAUUUAAGGAUGAAGUUAAUAAGUUAAUUCCAGCCGGAUAUUUUAAUCAAGAAAAUGACAUUUUUAGCAACUCCAUGAUUACAGAAUUUGAAGAAGAGUUUGGUGAAAAGGUUGAACAGGCCCUACAUAAUUAUUUCCAACUGAAUCAGAGCCCUUUAAAGAAAUUAUUUCAGAAGAAAAAAAUGGCACAAGAAGGACUCUCCAAGAGGAACAAGUGGUUUAAUCCGUCGCUUAAUUUUAACUUAACCCUGACUUCACUCGUUAGAAAAAGUGGAUACGGAAAUUUGCAGAGUUACUUUAUUUACGACUUGGGCAUGCUGACAUUCGUCUUUGGGUUGCUCAAUGAUAGGGACUCCCCCGAGGUGCAGCAACAGGGCGAUAAGGUACCCUUCUUCAAGUUUCAGCCCAAGAUCAACCUCAAGCUGAAUUUUAGUUAA